AGGCGGGCGGGGGAGUGAGGCAUUUGGCUCCCCGCCCUCUCCCCUGGUGGCGGAUCGCUCGCCGCGGCCACACCUCGGGCGCUGCCCCUUCGCCGGCAGCUCGCUCCGAGGCGCGGCUCCCGAGGCGGAGCCUCCCCGGCUGCCACCGCCGCCCCCCGCCCCGGACCCCGGACCCCCACCUUGGAGGGGGACGAGGGGCGGGCGCGGCGCUGUCUUCCCUCCGCGCCCGGGGGCCGCGUGGCUUGCGGCUUAUUUUCCCAGCUGGCAGGCGUCGCGCUGCAGACAAGGGAAUGCCUGUGGUCCUGUGCGUUCCGGAGCUCAGGCCCCCCCUGAUCCCGCCGAGUCCCCUGCAGGAGUGGAGGGGUUAAGCAUGAUGAGGAAGAAGAGGAAGCGAGAAGCUCCCUCCAGUCCAUGCCGCAGCCACGGGCCCGCACCCGCCACGGCGCCCCCAAGAUCUGCAUGGACGGGCAUGGGCUUGAGAGCAGCACGUUCCUGCGCCCCCGCCGCCGAGCAGCGCCGCCAACCCCGGCCCUGCCCGCCGCCGCCGGCGCCGCUGCUGCUGCUGCUGCUGCUCAGCCUCGGGCUGCUCCACGCAGGUGACUGCCAACAGCCAGCCCCGUGUCGGAUCCAGAAAUGCACCACGGACUUUGUCUCCCUGACUUCGCACCUGAACUCUGCCUCUGACGGCUUUGACUCUGAGUUUUGUAAGGCCCUGCGUGCCUACGCUGCCUGCACGCAGCGGACUUCGAAAGCCUGCCGCGGCAACCUGGUGUACCACUCGGCCGUGUUGGGCAUCAGUGACCUCAUGAGCCAGAGGAACUGCUCCAAGGAUGGACCCACGUCCUCCACCAACCCUGAAGUGACCCACGACCCCUGCAGCUAUCACAGCCACGCGGGACCCCGAGAACACAGGGGAGGAGAGCAGAGUCCCCCCAGCUACCUUUUCUGUGGCUUGUUCGGAGACCCGCACCUUAGAACGUUCAAGGAUCACUUCCAGACGUGCAAGGUGGAAGGGGCCUGGCCCCUCAUAGACAAUAAUUAUCUUUCUGUCCAAGUGACAAAUGUGCCCGUGGUCCCUGGAUCCAGUGCCACUGCUACCAACAAGAUCACUGUCAUCUUCAAAGCCCACCAUGAGUGCACCGAGCAGAAAGUGUACCAAGCUGUGACCGACGACCUGCCGGCCGCCUUCGUGGACGGCACCACGAGCGGCGGGGACGGUGAUGCCAAGAGCCUGCGCAUCGUGGAGCGCGAAAGUGGCCGCUACGUGGAGAUGCAUGCCCGCUACAUCGGGACCACCGUGUUCGUGCGGCAGCUGGGUCACUACCUGACCCUGGCCAUCCGCAUGCCCGAGGACCUGGCCAUGUCCUUCGAGGAGAGCCAGGACCUGCAGCUGUGUGUGAAUGGCUGCCCCCUGAGCGAACGCAUCGAUGAUGGGCAGGGCCAGGUGUCUGCCAUCCUGGGCCACAGCCUGCCUCGCACCUCCCUGGUGCAGGCCUGGCCCGGCUACACACUGGAGACGGCCAGCACUCAGUGUCAGGAGAAGAUCCCAGUGAAGGACAUCUACUUCCAGUCCUGUGUCUUCGACCUGCUCACCACCGGGGAUGCCAACUUCACGGCUGCAGCCCACAGUGCCUUGGAGGACGUGGAGGCACUGCACCCGCGCAAGGAGCGCUGGCACAUCUUCCCGAGCCCUGGCAGCGGGGCCCGCCUCGGGGGCGGCAGCUGGCCUAUCAGUCUGGGACUCACAAGCUUGAUCCUUAUCAUGUUUUUGUAGGGAUUGUCUCUUAUGUUUGUUUGGAUUUUUUCUUUUUUUUUUUUUUUUGUCUAUAACAAAAUUUUAAAAUAUAUAUUGUCAUAAUAUAUUGAGUAAAAAGAGUAUAUAUGUAUAUACCAUGUAUAUGACAGGAUGUUCGUCCCGAUUGACUCCUCCCCUCCUCCCCUUCCCUCGCACCCCCACCAGAUUGUACAUACUGCGUUUGGCUGUUUUCACCUAUGUUGGAUGUAGUGUCUCUGAUUGUAUCAAUUUUGUUUUUGCUGUUUUGUGAAAUGUUUUAUAAUGUCCCUGCCUGGGGACCUGUUAGAAAGCACUUUAUUUUUUAUAUAUUAAAUAUUUAUGCGUGUA
Messenger RNA from Ochotona princeps (American pika), 2122 nucleotides. RefSeq names its product repulsive guidance molecule BMP co-receptor b (gene RGMB). Gene Ontology annotation, biological process: BMP signaling pathway. Gene Ontology annotation, cellular component: plasma membrane. The transcript is spliced from 5 exons. Lineage: Eukaryota; Metazoa; Chordata; Mammalia; Lagomorpha; Ochotonidae. The record is from RefSeq and is a predicted model, not a curated record. The coding region runs from base 371 to 1774 and encodes 467 amino acids. Gene Ontology annotation, molecular function: coreceptor activity.